Molecule: messenger RNA, 6205 nt
Organism: Solea solea (common sole)
Lineage: Eukaryota; Metazoa; Chordata; Actinopteri; Pleuronectiformes; Soleidae
Product: dentin sialophosphoprotein
Exons: 6
Coding region: 771-3827 (1018 amino acids)
Source: RefSeq, a predicted model, not a curated record
AAGUCUAAUGAGUUCUCCGUCAUCGUGCUCGCUGAACGCACCGGAGGCUACUGCGGUAAGAUGCGACGAUGCCUCCGCCGCGGCGGAUGACAUGAUGCGCAGUGACCGAGCGAGUGAAGAGAGGGAGACAGAGCGAACGUCCACCGCUGUGUUCGGCUCUGACGGAGACGUUGGGACAGAAGGAUUUAACUGCUGAGCCCCGCUGCACCGCUGUGAUGCAGGCCGACUGAAGGAUGCUCCAGCUCCAGGGAGGGUUUCAUGGGCUUCGUCUGUAAACAGUGAGGAAGCGGAGGGACGUGAAGUGAAGGACACUUAAUCCAAACCUGAAGCGGAGACUCUGUGAAUCAAAUGAGGUCGCUUUGUGGCAGAGUCUGAUGUGGAUGUUUCUUCUCCAUCGGGAGACUCAAAGAUAAGGACAACUCUUGCUUCAUGAAAACAACUCUUUUUUUGGCAAAAAAAAACUCAGAUGUUGUCAGGAUGAUCUGAAAAUAUGAGAUUAUCCAGAGAGUCUCAUCCCUUGUGCUCUGUCAGCUUUGAAUGUUCUCCUUUUGUCAGAAUGAAUCACUGAGAAAUUCAUCAGAGGAUUUCAGCUGUUUCAUCAUCAUCAUGCCCACUGGAUUUCUUCUCAACUUUGAUCUUUCUACCUUUGCAUUGUCACGCUCUAGAUCAAGAAUAUAUUCCUGAUAGUGGCAGUAAUUCCUCUCACAGAUGAGAUUUCAACUUGACCUUACAGACUGAAGGAUAAGUGAGCACAAACUGAUAAAACAUAGAUGAGGCCAACAACAAGCAUCAUGCUCCAGCAGAAUAAUAACAACAACUACCCCUGUCUGAAUAUGUCGGGCUCCACCCGGGAGAUGCUCCAGAAGUGCUCCAGACCCUCUCUGCCCUUCCCCAGCCGCCUGGAGCUGGGCCUCGGAGACCUGCCGCUAAUCCGGGGCCUCCGAGCUUGGGCUUUGUGCUCUAAGAACCGCUGCAAGGCCAGUGGUGUUCUGGGAGGAGUGCAGGCCCCCACAGCUCCACCUGCAGGCCAAGGGAGUUCAACGUCGUGUCCCAGGCCUGCAGAUGUGUACCUGAGUGGGGAGUGGAAUCGCAUGGGGUAUGGGCUUCCCUUGGGGCUGGAUGCCCGGCAGGCUGGUAUUGGAGCUUUGGUAACAGUUGCCUCUUUGAAGACCUCAGAGGGCAGCGGGAAGACACAGACUCAGUGCCUCUUCCUCCGGACUGAGAAAGGAAACUGCUUGUACUCAACAGCCAAGCCUGGUUCUAGGGCGAUUACUGGUGCAGUAUCCAGUGGUGUUGGAGGUUGGCUGAGAGGGAAGACAGGAGGUAGAGACAAUCCUGUCGGGAGGAAAGACAAUAGGCCAAAUCUGAUGGUGCAGCCUGGAGCAAACCGGGUAAGAGUGCGUUCAGGCCGGAGGUGGAGGAAGUCUGGCAAUGUAGCUGGCCGUGAGAAAGCGAGCGUGAGCAAAGAGAGGCAGCAGAGGAGCAGGGAGGGUCCUGCAGGAGAAAGGCAGGAAGAGCAGGACAAAGGAGGCCUGGACAGCCUGCAGCAGGAGGGCAGGAGAGGCAGGGAAGAGAAGGAGGCAGUAUGCAGAAGUCCCAGAAUCUUCUACAGUGUUUCUCCUAAAACCUAUGCUCAGUGUGGAAGGAGAGCACAGAGAAAGGAGGAUGAAGGUGAGGGAGGUGAAAAUCUGAAAGCAGGUUUCCCAAGCGGCCACAACAGUGAUGGGAAAGGAAUGAGGAAGGAGAAGCAAAAGAAUGCGGAAGAGGAGGACGAGGAGGAAGGAGGCCUGUGUGAGUUAGAGUCUUCUAAUUCUGUUUUGGCUGAAUCAAAACCUGACCUAGAAUCUAACUGCCUUCACCCACAGUCCCUCAGUGGCUGUGAUGGUGAAGAGAAUAGAGACGUCAACAGCAACGAGGAACUGAAUACACAAACCUCUGACGGCAUUGAAGACAUCUCAGAAAGAGAGCAGGAUACAAACUCUGGAGUUAUGAAAGUACACAUCAGAAACGAUGACUUCAUUCAUGUCCACUCUGGACAGUUGACUGACAGUUUUACAUCAAGACAUCACAGAGAUUUUAGUGACAGAGCAUCAACUGAAAACCCCUCUGAGGAAAUACUGGCUAAUGUAAACAGAUUUUCUGAUGUAGAGUCACAGAAAGAGAUGGAGAGAGUGGUGGGUGAAGAGAGGAGCGUGAAUGAGAGUCUUUCUAAAUUCUCAAAUGUGUCCAACGGCUAUGAGGACGUCUCUCUGUCCCCUCGUCUUGCCCCCAUAAGUACUGCAGUCUCUUCUGGGUCCUCUACUCCUGCAGAGGGCAGCAUCCACUCUGCUGACCAUGAGGCUGGUUUGGUUAAAGGAGAAAAAGAGACCGACCGAGAGGGGCGUCCUCCAGAGGAGUCAGACCCUGCCAUCAUGGGUGUUGUCAGACUUGAUCCUCUCGAACCAAACUCUGUGACUGAGGAGGACAGCAGUGAAGCUCAGAUUUACUUUCAAAAUGAGGAAAACAACAGACAGGUGGAGGAAAGAGAAGCUCCCCCUUCUCCUCUCAGACACACAGAUCCCUCCAUCAGUGGGACCACAACUGAAAACAGUUCUGUGAUGACUGAGUCUCAGUGGAGACACGAGGAGCAGGAGAAUAAAGAGGAGACGAGUGGCAGUGAAGCUGAGGAGGCCCGCAGGAGGGAGCCCACCUGCAGAGAGCUGGACAGUGCCAGUGUUAACCGCCAUGACAGCAAGACAAGUGUUGGUGUCAUACUGGAGGACAAUUAUGAAAAAGAGAGCUGUUCAUCUGAGGACAAAGGGAGGCCACAGAGAGGAAGUGAGGAAGAUGAUGAAGAAGACGACACCUGUGGGGAAACAAACGUCGCCCACAGAGAAGAAAAGGGAGAGAUGAGCGCUAACACCUCUUAUGUUGCCUGUGCCAAUCCCAUCACCUCUCAUGCACUCUCUCUGGUUAAUCCUGACCCCUCUCUGGGAUCCAUGGCAACCUGUGUGCAGGAGGAGGUGGAGGAGGGGGUGGAGCUCAGAGCGACAGCAGAAGACGGAGGUCAGGAAGGGAGCGGGAGGUACGGGAGAGAGCCUGAGGAGCUCUGUGAGGAGGACAGGGGUUCCACCCUGGCCACAGAAGACGUACGGAAGGAGGAGGAAGAGGAGGGGGAAGAUGAGUUUGGAGUGUUCAUGCAGGCGGAGGAAGAGCCGGCGUGGAGCGAGGGGAUCAGCAUGUCUGCCUCAGUGCCUUGUGGGAUCAAAGAGAGUGUUGGUCUGGGAAACCACAUACCCACUGCUGAGUCAACCCUCUGGACACCAGGCUGGACGGACAGCUCGUUCCACCAAUCAGACGACUCUUGGACCGCUUUUCCCCAGGAGUCUUCAGAUGAAGGUGGAGACGUCGUGGGACAGUGGUGGCCCCGCAGUGCGGUGAAGGACAGGAGAGACGGCCUCUCAGCCAAUCAGAGCGUGGAGUCUGUCUUUGCCGAGUCCUUCCCCUCACUGCCCAGCUCGUCCUCAAGUGACCACUGCGACCUUGACACUGUUCCCACUCUGACCCAGCUCCUCAGAGGCAGAACCAACCAGGACCAGGGGCUGUUGGACAGUUUCCAUGACCUGAACAAAAUGAUUGGCCAGAGAUUCAAGAGAGCCAAUGGCGUGUCACGUGACCUGCUGCUGACGACGUUACACCUAGAGCAGCCGCACGCUGAAAGCAGAGCCGCUCCCUGGACGGCCAGCCUGCGUCUCUCUCCCGGCCUCCCCUCAGCCAAUCGUCACGCUCAGAAUGCCGCUGCUAAGCGACGGCUGUCGUACGACCACAACAGAAACGUCAUGGAGUAACUUUGUGAUGCGUGAGCAAACGCAGUUUGAAAAUAUUGCAGGACUGUGUCGGACAGAUCGGCGACAGAUUUCUCUGGAUUAAUGACGUGUGAAACAUGCUCAAACCCUGUUUGACCUUUGACUCUUUGUGCAUCGUCUGGUCAUUUAAGCCUCAGCCACUGAAGACACGAGCAGAGCAAUGCUGACGCCUCCAGUUCCUGUUCUCCAUCUUGAAUGGUGGAGUGAUUUCAUUACAUGUGCACCACCUUGUUCUUCACCUGUGUUGAUUUUAACUAUUGACCUUAGUACCAGCAGGCUGUCAUUGAGCAGACCUGCUGCACCUGUGGUCACAACACACUCGCCAUCAUGUUGGAGGAGGAGUCCAGUCCGUCCUGAUAUUUCCUUCUGUUAUAAUAUUAGAUUAGAUUUUUAGAAAGAAAAACUGAGCAAAAGUUUAAGAACAAAAACAUAGUUUCCCAGCUUUGAUCCUGACUCCCUGUGUUAGUUGUUUAUUUACAUUUUUGUUAUCGAUUAAGAACAAUAUCAUAGCAUUUUUACACUGGGAUGUAACAUUGUCUGCUUCAUCCACAGGAGAAGGUGGAGACAGUUUGACAUGACCAGGACCACAGAGGACAGACUGCUGUCCUGGCUUCACAAGUGUUAAACCUGGUAGUUACUGUUUACGUGUUGUUGAAUGCACAGUGUUGAAAAAUGAAAAGUCUGUACUUCAGGAAGUAACACCAAACAAAGACAGUUGGUCAGGCUUUUGUUCUACUGCUGCAGAAUAAUGAGCAAACACUUUCCAAGCAGCACUUUCACAUGAUGAGGAGCAUCACAGUCUCCACAUGUAAACACCAGGAAGCGGCUUUGAGAUUAGAAUGAAAGACAAGUAAACAACAAGUAUUACAAUUCUGCAGCAGCAUAAGAACAAAGUGUGUUUGGAUUAGUGAACAAUUCUGAUUUAAUUUAGCUCCACAAAGAAUACUUUUUGUUUUACUGUUUUUUUUGUUUGUUUUUUAACAUUAGAAACAUUAAGAUAAUAAAUUAAGUAUAAAAACAGCUGGAGAAACUGAGUUGUCCUCAAUUUUUUGGUCAAUAGUGAGGCAAGAUUAAAUCAACGUAGGCUAAUUUAAAGAAAUAAUCACCUCAUCGUUUCUGUGCUCAUGAUGAUUUUGAAUGGUUAGCACGCUGGUUAGCACGCUGGCUAACUCGCUUCAGUAGUUCUGGCUCCUGCUAAAUUGGAUUCACUUGUUUGUGGAUGUAUGUUGUUUUUUUCUCACACAUUAAUCUUAUUCUUAUUCACCAAAAGUAUUAAAUGCAGCAAAUGAGAUGACGUGUUGUAGAAUGUUUGUAGAACGGUUGCCGUGGAAAUUGCAGAGAGUGGGAAUUUACUGCAUUUUAUACACUUUGUUAAAAAUGAAAUAAAGAAAAAAUUUGCCGUAUAUUUGUCCUUAUGUGGGAGGCAUUUAAUUUUUGGCCAAUUUUGUUUUGUUAUUCACUGCUAAUAUGAAGCAUGAAGGCAGAUGAUAUGAUGUGAUACAGGAUAUGAAGCCGCUGUAUUUGUUUUGGUUGGAGAGGGAGGGAAAGGCAGUGAUGGGAUCCUCAUUCUCAUGGUGAUCUUUGGAACUGCUGCCAAUCUUUAUUCAAAUAUCCUGUAGCAGCUGUUUUGAAUCCUCCUCUUCACACACACACACACAGUAUGUCUGCAUAUUUCAGUGUCAAAGUUCAUCAUCCCUCUGUUAUGAACAACAGAAAUAAAAGAAAAGAAGAAAAUGUACAGUAUUUUUUCACGUGGCGGACAAAGUUACUGACGAUGGGUGCACACAUCAAAGUGAAUAAUUUGCUUUUACUGUGCUAUAGUUACAUAUGAUAAAAUUAAAUAAAAUAAGCCAAUGACAGAAAUGAACCUUAAACAACAAGCUUGUCUUCCAGUUAGUGCCAACAGGAACUAGUGACACUGUUAAUGUUUACUAAGGUCACUAACUGCACUGACGUGAACUCAAGCACACAAAAACUCCAGCAUGUGAUGUUUUCUUUCUGAUUUUGUUUGUUUUGUUGUCGCCUUCCUGGCCGGCCGUCCUGUCUAUGUGAUGCCACAUUGUUUUGCUGUGAAGGUCACUUUUUGAACCAAAUUUGAAUUUAUUUUUCAUAGUAUUGUUCACGUCAGUGACACGCUGCUCAGUUUUCAGUUGGACUUGUGUGUUUUCACCUCAGAGCGUUUGUUUUGUCUUACUUUGAUGUGUUUCAUUUGUCAAUUGUGAUGAGUGUGUGUGCGUGUGCGCCAUUUGUAGACAUUUCUGACAACGAGACAGACGAAUAUUUUCUGAUCUGUUAAAAUGGGGAAUUAAAGGAGGACCUGUUACCUUGGUAACUGAUGUAAUAAAAAUGAUACUGCGUGA